Messenger RNA from Prorocentrum cordatum, 1268 nucleotides. The record is from the annotation of a GenBank genome assembly. Lineage: Eukaryota; Dinophyceae; Prorocentrales; Prorocentraceae.
CUUUCUCGUUAGCGGGUCAGCGCCCCCCCCCCCUUCACCUCCCAGGGCCCGUCGCGUCGGAAGGGAUGCCGCCUGGGGCGGGGGGCGGCCGCUUCGCCGCGCUGCCAUGUGCCGCCGGCCCUUGCGAGCCCAGCGAGCCCUGCAGGGGGCCCACGUCGGUCAGGGACUUGCUGAAGGACCCCGACCUCGGGCCGCGGGCGUGGCAGUCGCGGUUGCAGGGGGCCCUGGAUCUCGAGGCCCACUAUGCCGCGAGGAUCGCGCAGGUCGGAGUGCUUGGCGUUCAGAUUUUGGGAGAACAAGAAGAUCUGAAGGCUCGCCUCGAGAGCCUCGGGGCCGAGCUGGCUCGCCGCGGUCUUGGAGCCGCCGCCCUCGAGCGGGGCGGCGCGUCGCGGGGGCGGCGCCGGAGCGGGGCGCGAUCGGUCACGCCGCCCACGAGGCACGAGGCCCCGACGCCCGUGCCGCAGGGCCGCGCUCGCGUGGCCUUCGCGGAGGACCUCGAGCUUGACCGGCUGCGCGGGCUUCAGGACGAGCAUGCCGAACUGGAAGAGGAGCUGAGGGCCGUGCAGGCGGAGCUGGCGGCGCGGCGCGCGGAUGCCGAUGACGCGUUCCGCCUCAACGAGGCGCGCCGUCUUGGAGCUGCGAUGCGCUGCCGGGGCGAACGACAGGCGGAGCUGGCGCGCGCGCGGGACGCGCUCCUGGACCUGCGCUUCGCCAGCGAUGCCGAGCUGGCGACCAGGAGGUGCGAGCUCGAGGCCGCGGAGCACCGCGAGGCCGCCUUGAGCCCGCGCUGGGCGGCCGACGCGCGCGAUGAGGCCGCCAGGCAGGAGCUGCUGCGCGCCGAGCUCCGCGGCGGGGCGGACUCGCCGCCGGAGGAAACUGCCCUCCGCGGGGAGGUGGACGAGCUGCUGGCGGAGCACGCGCAGGCCGCCUGGGCGUCCCCCGAGGGCGGCCGCCUCAGGUACCCGACCGCCCGCGCGGUCCGGGCGCAGGCCGCCCGCUCCGCGGCCGACGCGACAGAGCGGGCGGAGGACCCCAGGCAUCCAACGCCUGGCUCUCCUGGGCCGCUCUCGGGCGGCUCCUGCGGCCGUCGGCAGAAAUCGGGCUCGGGGACGGGAGGCCCCCCGGAAAAGGGAGGGCCGAACCAUUUUUUGGCCCCCCAAUGUGGGACUUUUCGGGAUGCCCCGCCCGUCUGCCUGAACACGUUUCCUCCUAAACACUGGGCAUUUUCAUGCCCUGGUGCGGUUUUCCCUCCGCGCCAAAUGUACGCU